AUGGAUUAUAUAUUUGUUCCUAAAAAAUCAAAUAAUAGCGGUUUUGAUAUGGUAAUAUUUGAAAGAAAAGCUGAUAGAUCUGGUUACAUUGUUAUAAAUAUUGAGUGUAGGUUUUCUUAUCCAAAUAAGAAAACACUAUUAGAAAGUAACGAAAUAUUGGAUAAAUAUAAGCUUAUGCAUAAUAAAUAUCUUAUGCAUGUUAAAUAUUUACGUAAUAGAUUUAGACUGGAAUCUAAUUCAUGGGAAGAUGGAAUAUUUUAUGAUAGGUCUGCUGUAGGAAAACUUAAAAUGACUGAAGAUGAUAUUUAUUUAAUUUUUAUAGUUUGGAGAAAUAUAGGAAAGCUUAAUCAUGAUAUAUUAAAUAACAAAAAUAUAAUUAUUGUUAAAAGAGAAAAUUUGGAAAAAAUUUAUACUCCAUCACUUGUAAUACGUCCACAUUUUUAUAGCAAAAUACUUGAACAACUCAAUAAUACUUUAUAUGAAAAAUGA
Molecule: messenger RNA, 489 nt
Organism: Funneliformis mosseae
Lineage: Eukaryota; Fungi; Glomeromycota; Glomeromycetes; Glomerales; Glomeraceae
Source: the annotation of a GenBank genome assembly